This is a messenger RNA of Phytomonas sp. EM1, 2397 nucleotides long. The record is from the annotation of a GenBank genome assembly. NCBI's taxonomy places the organism in Eukaryota, Euglenozoa, Kinetoplastea, Trypanosomatida, Trypanosomatidae.
ACAUAUCUACAAGCCUAAACAACAGCGCGUGCAUUAAAAAUUCACCCGAGUCACAUACAACUAAUAUUUUACUUUAUUAUUAUUAAACUAACUCAUUCUUCACAACAUUAAAGGGGAAAAGCUAUGCCGGAAUCCGUAUUGGUAGAUCAGGAGGCACCGGCUCUGGAGGAAACCAAGCCAGCCGUGCUUAAUGAGACCGAAACCACCGAGAAUAAGGCCGACGCCCCGCGCCCAAAGAAUAGCUCGUAUUACUACUGGCACGGCCACGAGAAGGAGCGCGCAAAGGUCGGUGAUGUCGCCCCGAUGCCCUCCCCUGUUUUGGUGAGUCGCGAUGACGUGGUGGCGAAGCCCACCCAUGAGCGACUUCCCGCUACGGUAAAGAAGUACCAAUGGUGUGAUGACGGCCCUAAGACGGUUUCCGUGUACGUGCGGGUCGCUGAGGAGGCGGGUGAGGUGCUGGACGAGAGCUCCGUAGAGGUGGAGAUUCUCGCCAAGUCUGUUCGAGUCACCUUUUCCACGACAACCGUCGCCUCCGCGGCACGAAACUGCAAGCAGCUUCGCCUUUCUCUGGCGAAAAAGGUCAACCCGGAGGCGUCCUCGUACAGGAUAAAGUCGUCCAAGGAGGAGAUCUGCUUAAAGCUUGCGAAGGCACAUGGGGGAACGUGGUUUGAUCUCGUGGGAACCCCAGCUGCUGAUAGUGACGAGGAGGAUGACGUAGGUGGUUCGAUUGAGAACGAGAAGGCUAAGGAAGGUGAGGGGGAGAUCGAUAGUAACGAUGAAUGAUGAGAAUCGUACUUUCCCUUUUAUUAUUACAAUUAUAUUUAUUAUUAUUAAAAGAAUAAUGAAUGAGAAAAAUGAUUGGGACCUCUACAUACCUUCUCGCUGUUUUGGGAGGGCUAUCUACAUAAAUUCCUUGAACUCCACAAGCUCCAAUGCCGUUUUUUGCAUGUUAAGUUAUAUAUAUAUAUUUAUAUAACUUGAUGUCUGUCCCUUAUCUGUGCUUCACUUAUACACUUGUUUUGCCUGUGGGAAAGCACACGAGCAAAGAUGAAAGUUUCGCGUAAAUGUAUUUAUUUUAUUUUCUUUAUGAUGAGAUAAAUUAGCUUUCCAGUCAAGGCGUCUCAGAUGAUCUGUAUUAUUCCAUCCUCAAUAUUUUCUUUUAGAGGAUGAAUCUUUUACGAUAAGAGGUCUUAUUAAAUUAAUAUUUUUUUGUAUAAUAAAUUAUUCUGAUAAGCAAUUUUCAGUCCUAACAAGCUUAAAUCAUCAUGUUGUCAACCAUGUAAUCACAGUGCAAGGUAAACGAGGCUGCGUUCAAUCUUUUUCUAUUUAAUUUCCAUUUUCUCGUUAUUUCAAUACAAAUGCAUGAGUAGUAUAAAAUAUUUAGUUUUUUGAGGUAGCUCGUAGGUUUAAUACUGAAGUUUUAUUAAAGUAGAAGGGAUAUUUAUAGUAAGUACAUAAAUCUUUCCAACCUAUCUUCUAGGCAAAGGCAUAAAAUUCUUCAAAGAAGGGUACACGGAUAGAAGGAAAGUACCAUAAACAGAAAGAGACAAAUUUAAAAGCAGUGAAUUCAAAGCACUAAACUGUUGUGCAGUGGUGAGUUUUCCUUUCAUAUGCGUACGUGUGUCAAUUUAAGAUCAAACGCAAUACUGUUUUAAUACGUAAGCAACAGCUAAAAUAAUCCUAAAAGAUAAGGGAACAAGCCAAUCAGAGACCUGAUCCACUUUCAAAGGAACUACUAAUCCCAGAGUCACGAAACAAACAGGUAUUAUUAUUGUUGUUUUUCAAGUGUGGAUUGAGAUCCUGAACAGAAGGCUUGCUGAUAUUGGAAAUAAGCGGACAAAGGUUGCUGACGCUUUCAAAAUAAUAAAAGGAAAACAAAAGCGAUAUUUUUCCUUAUUUCCAGAGCAAGUGUUUUGGGGCUUCCCCUGAUAUAUAUUUUCUCAUAGGUUCUGCCUUCGUUAAAAGCCUUCCUUUUACAUAGCCUUUUUGGAGCUCACGAACUUUUUGGUUCACCUGAAAAUCCGUACAGGGGCACGUUUUUCUAUUGUUUAUAGGGAAACAGUGUUCCUCAUUUCGUAUCCUCUGGUUUUCCUUUGAAUCGUGAAGUGCUGAAAAUUUGCAAAGUCAAAAGUAAGUAAUCGUCUAUUUCCUAAAGUUGUAGUGGUAAAUAAGGGGAUAGUAAGCACGGAGAGUCUCUCCGUUACCAAUAACAUUACGAAGAUUUUUUCAUCUAGGCAUCAAUUUAUUAUCAUUCAGGAGUUUUUAAGUAAAAAUAGUUAUUUUUUAUUUGUUUUAUAUAGUAACUGAGACAAUUUUGGAGCGGAGUAUUACUUUUUAAUUUUUUAAAAUUUUUAUACGCAACUAUACACAUUUGCACGUUGGCUGUUUGUCGACAAA